AUGUUGAACGAGUGGCGUGGUCCAACCAUAUCGGUUCGUGCUCUCACGAGUUACGAAAUUUCUGAUGACCUCUGUCGUCGGCAACUUCAGGUGCUGGAGCGUCAGUAUGGUGGCCGUCUACGCGCUCAUACAGCUGCCACACGAAUACAGCGAGCAUUCCGUCAUUCUUGUUUGCUGAAACAGUGGAAACAUUUGGUAUUACCCAUUCAAAAUAGUGUAGUGUGCUCCAAAAGUGAUAGCAGUCAGGGAUGUAAUGAUGUUCGGAAACAUGAUACAUCUUCUUCGACAGAUAUACCUAAUGCUCAAGCAUGUCUCUAUCGACCUUCUGCUGCACCAAUUAGGCCAAAGAAUCCUUCUCCACGCAUUGCUAUAUCGAUACCUGAACGAGGCUGUAAAGUACCAUUGGCGGUUGGAGAAAGUGUUGGAAACACCAAAUUUAACAACAACGCAUCUCAUCGUUCUGCUGUGGAGUGUUUGUCACCUCGACUUUCUCAAAGAAG
Messenger RNA from Acanthocheilonema viteae, 500 nucleotides. Lineage: Eukaryota; Metazoa; Nematoda; Chromadorea; Rhabditida; Onchocercidae. The record is from the annotation of a GenBank genome assembly.